Molecule: messenger RNA, 2339 nt
Organism: Calypte anna (Anna's hummingbird)
Lineage: Eukaryota; Metazoa; Chordata; Aves; Apodiformes; Trochilidae
Gene: SELENOP
Product: selenoprotein P
Exons: 5
Biological process (GO): selenium compound metabolic process
Cellular component (GO): extracellular region
Molecular function (GO): selenium binding
Source: RefSeq, a predicted model, not a curated record
UAAAUACCACAGCCCUUUCCCCCGCAGUGUUUUCUUCCGCAGUGGAGUUGAGCAGAGCUGCCAAGGAGGAGGGGGAAGGAAAGGAUAAAACCCAGCCAUGUGGGCAGGGCUGGGGCUAGUUCUGGCUCUCUGUCUCCUCCCAGCAGGAGGGGAAGAGAUUCAGAACUGCAAGGAGCCCCCGGAAUGGCAUAUUGGGGAGGAGAACCCAAUGCUGAACUCCAGGGGCUCUGUGACAGUGGUGGCUCUUCUCCAGGCUAGCUGAUACUUGUGCCUGCAGCAGGCUUCCAGAUUGGAGGACCUGCGAGUGAAAUUAGAGAAUGAAGGACUGGUCAAUAUCUCAUAUGUGGUUGUCAACCAUCAAGGAACUCAUUCACAGAGGAAAAUUCACCUACUGAAAGAAAGUGUUUCAGAAUAUAUUACUGUUUACCAGCAAGAUGAACAGGAAGCUGAUGUCUGGACUAUCUUAAAUGGAAACAAAGAUGACUUUCUCAUCUAUGACAGAUGUGGCCGUCUUGUGUAUCAUCUGGGCCUGCCCUAUUCCUUCCUGUCUUUCCAAUAUGUAGAAGAAUCUAUUAAGAUUGCAUAUUGUGAAAACAAGUGUGGAAACUGCUCUUACAUGGAACCCGAUAUUGAUGAUAUAUGUGAAAACAUCACCAAAAAAGCAGAUGAGAAGCUGGCAGAGAUAGAACCCAAACCAAAUGGUCAACAUUUGCAUCACCACAGCUUGCACAGGCGUAGACACCAUCACCAUCGCAAGGGCAGUCAUCAUUCCAGAAAUGAGAACCAGCAAGCUCCUUCUGAAACUCAAAGUCAUCCUCACAGCGGUCGACAUCAUAGAGUUUUUGGCCAUAGCAGACAGGAUCAGACAGGCAGUACUGCACAGGUAGAGGCUGUUCCCCCAGAAGAAAAUGUAGAAAUUACACAAGAUAAAAAGCUAUGAAAAAAGGGGAAAACCACCUGUAAAAACCAGUUAACUUGAAAUUGGCAGACAGCAUCAGACUCAAUUUCUAGUAGCUGAUGCUGCCAUUGUCGACACCUUCUGUUUGAAGAGAUAGGAAAUUCUGUCAUUUGACAGUGUCGUGGAGCACUUCCAAAUUCUUGCAGGUGACACGGACAGCUGUUAGCAGAGGACAUCACUGAAUCUUGACAGUGACGUCUGCUCACUGCUGCCUGACAGUCACCAGCAGCAGGAGAAAGUGUAUCUAGUGAUACCUGACAGUGACAGGAAGAGGCACAAAACUGAGCCUGAAAAACAAACUAAGCACCUUAAAAAUGUAAGGUAGUCCCUACCACCUAAAUUAGUGUAGUUGGGAGAAUGGAAAAAUUAACAGAUUCAGUGGUUUUAUUGCCCUCAACUAAGAAGAGAUAGGUGUGUAGAGUUAAAAUACUGCAAAGAUGUAGACUUGUAGAACAGUGGUCUUAGAAUUACACUGACCUGUCAAAUUCCAUCAGUGAAAAUCUUCAUUUAAUUGACUCCUAGUUUGUUUUUCAGUUGCACUGGGAAGGUGCCUGCAUUCUUGAUUAAUAUGUCUGUCUUUUUUCUCUUCUAACAUUCUGCUUGCAUUUGUGAGGACAGGAGCAUAAACUAUGACCUAGGGGCUCCUGUUUGAUGUUUUGCAACCAAGGAUAGAAGAUAACCAAAACAGAUAUUUUAAUCAUUUUUUUAUCAAGAAGAUGGAAAGUUGUUGUUUUGGUUUUUUUUCUUUCUAACCUGGGGAUACAAAAUACAUAAAAGAAAAGCUUACUCCUGAGCAAUAUGCCAAGAUAACUUUUUAUUUUAAAUGUAAAAUACAAGCAGUAAUUGCAUUAUACUAAAGUAACAGAUUUAUAUGCUUAACUUUUGUGGCUUAUACAUGGUACCAGGAUCCACUAAUACAUAUUGCUACAUCUUAUAAACUCCCACCAAAUCAGUAAGAUCAUGCCUAAAGUGAGAAGCAAUGUUAACAACUCCUCAUGCAAAAUCAGUAUCAUAAAAGGGAGUCGCAGAAAAAAAUUAAUCUUGGUUUAAUGUUUAUCUUUGUUUGAUAAGUAUUGAUGAGUAAGUUGAUAUGCUACUUAAACCUGUAUAAUUUCUCUGUGUGUACCUUACCAUUCCUAACCUUUGAUUAACUAAGUAAAAAUAUAGUUGUUUGAAGGAUUCCUGGGUGAAAAGAGAAUAUUCAAGAAAGGACAACUGCUUUGAAAGUGUAUACCACAAUUAAUCAUGGUUUAAUGGGGAAAUUAUUGCUCCUACAAAGCUUGAAGCUUUUUAUCUUGAAUGCUGAUUAGCAAGAAAGAAUGCAUGCCUUUGGAAUAUCUGACAAGAGCAUUUUCAAUAAAAAAUAAUCUGUAUUUCUUCA